Molecule: messenger RNA, 1744 nt
Organism: Chiloscyllium plagiosum (whitespotted bambooshark)
Lineage: Eukaryota; Metazoa; Chordata; Chondrichthyes; Orectolobiformes; Hemiscylliidae
Gene: tpd52l2b
Product: tpd52 like 2b
Cellular component (GO): cytoplasm
Source: RefSeq, a predicted model, not a curated record
CCCUGGGCUGCUGACGUGUGCACGGCUGACGUGUGCAGAGGGCGCCGGGCUGGCUGUUUGGCUGCUUUCCUCCGGACUUUCUCAUUUCACCGGAACUGCAGCGCGACCUUCCCUCUCUCCAUGGACGCCCCCAACCAAGGAAAAUAAAUGCAAAUAAAUUGGUUCCAAUCCAUCGAGUGACUUAUCAGUUAACUGCCUGAACCAUGUGAUGAAAUACUUAGAUGAUUGAGAUAUCAACCUUAACUCUCCCAACAAAGGUCUGCCUGGAAACAUGACUGAUGUGCCUGUAAAUACUCCUGCAAGUGGGGAUGGAAUUGGUGUACUAUCUGAAGCUGAAACAGAGGAGCUCAGGAGUGAACUUGCCAAGGUUGAGGAUGAAAUAGCAACACUUCGACAGGUGCUAGUUGCCAAAGAAAAACAUGCUUCUGAUAUCAAAAGAAAGUUGGGAUUGACACCAUUCACUGAGCUCAAGCAAAACUUAAGCAAGAGUUGGCAAGAUGUACAAGCAUCAAAUGCCUAUAAAGGAGCAUCUGAAAAAGUUGAAGAUUUGAAUAAGACAAUCACUCAGUCUGAAGUGUACAAGAAGACACAAGCAACACUUUCCACUGCUGGAUCAAAGACCUCUAGUGCCAUUUCCAGUGUUGGCUCAGCUCUUAGUAAGACGCUGGGGGAAAUUAAGUCUCACCCUUUUUCUCAGUCCUUUAGCAGCUACUCCAUACGCCAUUCAAUAAGCAUGCCAGCUAUGAGGGAAUCACCUACCUUCAAGUCAUUUGAAGAAAGUGUUGGAAAUCUAAAGGCUAAAGUCAUUGGCAAUGAAAAUAACAGCAAAGAUGGCUAUCAUACUCCUACUGCUUCAAGCCCAACUACAGAGGAAAAACUUUCACAGGACAAUGCACCUUUCUGAACAAGAGCUGUUCUCUUCAUACCUGACUCAGUGAAUCCCAAAUCUACACAAAUUGAAUUUAAUGCAACUGCAGUCAUCAUGUUAAUGUGCAUAUCAUUAUUUGAAACCCAUUUAAUGAAAAGUGCAUUACAACUGAUCUAGAAGUCUGAUAACCAUUUUGUAAUAUGUAAAACUUGAACACAAAUGUGGCUGUCAGAAUUCUCUAGCAAAUUUGAAACCGCAUCAAAUUCUCUUUAUAAAGCGAUUGUCGCCAUUUGAAAACUAGUUCUGACUACCUUUUAAAACCUCCAUUUCAACACUUGGCACACUACUAUUAACUCAGAUUCAUAUCAUACUAGCCUUACUUUGCUUUAAUGCCACUUUUAUAUGUAUGGGCCAACUCUGGGAUGCAAGUGGAUAGAAUUUCCAGUACUAUUUAAGCUUGUAUAGAAUGACUAUUUACCACAACAGACGUUAUUUCAGGAGAGCUUAUUUGGACAGGGAUGACUUCUGCUUCUGUUGUACGUCCAGCUGCUUUAAACAUGUAUAUUUAGUACAUUUGUUAGUGACUGAAGCAAGCUGAAUUUUUAAAAUAUUAAAACCAAAAUUCUGAUUACAGGUUAGAGUUAAUAUCCAGUGGGCGAUAAGGGAUAUAAAUGUGAAAUUUUGAGUUUUAAUGGAAUGACAGUGUAGGUUUUAGUGUAGAGUGUUUUGAUGCAUUUGAGUAAUUAUCUGGCCAUUUCUAGUUUCAAGCAAAUGGUGUGGGGGUUGUUCUGCUGUUCCAUGUAUGCAAGGAUAUAAUUGUACAUUUCCCUUUCUAUCACUAGAAUGCUCACAAUUAAAUAUUGGUUAUUAAAGCUU